CUGAAGAGAGUUAUGAAAAGGGAAAAGGCUACUAGACAAGAAUAACCAGGGGACUCCACAAGUCUAUCUGCCCGCGUCCAUAAAUACGUUCCCCAUCAGCAAACCGCAGGAGCGCUCCAGAGAGCAGCCUGCGCGAGCAUGGAUGCCGAGGAGUGACGGUGGGGCUGGGGCUGCGGCCCGCCGGGCGGUGCCGCAGUGAGGGGGCUGAGCGCCCUGAGCGCCCUGAGCGCCGCCGGCAGCCGGGCUCUGGCCAGGAGCGCUAAGUUGAGAGCGUGAGGGCUGCGCGGUGGGCAGGACUCCCCGAGGAGCGGCAAACCAAGGCCAGAAAUCUGGGGAGCAAAAAGAGAGAAAGGGAGAGCCUGCGCCGAGCCACCAGGCCCCGCGCAGCUGGGGGAAAUGUCAUCGCUGGUCAAAGAGGACUUGGAGAAGAAACUGUUCGGGCCGCUCUCGCAGAGUCUGUGCGAGUUUAUCGAAAUAGAGCUCUCCGUCCAGGACAGGUACUACCUCUGUGUGUCAGUGACCAAAAAUGAAGAAGUAAAAAUAAUUAUGGUGAAACACUACAGAAUAGGUUUAGAUGAAAAAUAUGAAGUAACAAAAAAGUGGUCUUUGAAUGAUCUGCAGAUGAUUGAUGGAAAAGAAGCAGAUACCGACAAUCCAUUUUUUGAUCUGCACUUCAAGAAAGUGUACAGUUUGGAAGCAUAUAGUUGUGCUUCUAAAUAUGCCUUUGCUCGAACUGUAAAUAAACUGAAUCAUGCAUAUCUUAAGAAGGACUUACAAAUUGUGAACUUCGAUUCUACUUACAUUAAUGAUGAUUCCAUUUGGUCCUCCAACAACAAGGAUUGCUUGGUUCUUAUGAGAAUAUGCUUUUAUGCUUUCAAUCUAGUAUGCUUGUCCCUGUGUCCUCUGCCACUCUGAAGAUGUAUGACAUGUUCCUUCAUCAGUGUUCUAUGAAAAUGGUUCCCUAAGGAAAUAUUGAUAAUCAUGAUUUUGUUUUUUCCUUCAUCGGUGAUUAUUAUUUAUAUGAAAAUAAAGUGUUGCUUUGUGAAUUGUGAUAAAAUGUGUUUUAAUGAAAUCAUUCAAUGUUUGGGACUUUUGCAUGUGUUCCUUGGUAACUUUGGAAGGAGUUGGAUGGUCUUGCCUAUAUUAGUAUUCUACCUAAGAAUAUCAGGAAGUAUCUUGAAAGACCUAAAUAAAUGGAAGGCCAUCCUGUGUUCAUCAAUAGGAAGAAUUAAUUUUGGCAAGAUCAAUGUUACUCCAAGUGAUCUACAGAUUCCAUGCAGCCUCUCUUCAAAAUUCAAGUGGCCUUUUUAAAGAAAUGGAAAAGUCAAUCCUCAAAUUCAUAUGAAAGUGCAAAGGGCCCUAAAGAGCCAAACUAUCUUGAAAAAUAAGCACAAAGUUGGAGAACUCACACCUUCCAAUUUUGAAACUUACUACAAAGCUACAUUAAUCAAAAUAGUAUGGUACUGGCACAAUGAUAGACAUAUAGAACAAUAGAAUAGAGUUGAGAGUUCUGGAAAAAACUCAUAAAUCUAUGGUCAAUCAAUUUUUCACAAGAGUACCAAGUUCAUUCAAAUAUUAAAGAAUAAUCUCUCUUCAAUAAAUGUUGCUGGGGUAACAUACACAUGGGAAAAGAAUGAAAGUGGACCCUUAUCUUAUACCAUACACAAAAAUCGACUUAAAAUGUAUAAAGUCCUGAGGCUUAGAUCUGAAACCACAAAACUCUUAGAAGAAAAUAUAGGGCUAAAACUUCAAGACCUUGGAUUUGGCAAUGGAUUCU
This is a messenger RNA of Manis javanica (Malayan pangolin), 1777 nucleotides long. It is a transcript of the gene EXOC1L, whose product is annotated as exocyst complex component 1 like. Lineage: Eukaryota; Metazoa; Chordata; Mammalia; Pholidota; Manidae. The record is from RefSeq and is a predicted model, not a curated record.